Messenger RNA from Bufo gargarizans (Asiatic toad), 2201 nucleotides. It is a transcript of the gene NDC80, whose product is annotated as NDC80 kinetochore complex component. Lineage: Eukaryota; Metazoa; Chordata; Amphibia; Anura; Bufonidae. Bases 98 to 2011 code for a protein of 637 amino acids. Gene Ontology annotation, biological process: attachment of mitotic spindle microtubules to kinetochore. Gene Ontology annotation, cellular component: Ndc80 complex. The record is from RefSeq and is a predicted model, not a curated record. The transcript has 17 exons.
GCGCAACGUCAUUAGUCACAUGACCGCUCGGCGCCGAGUUUGAAAUUAACUGCUGUGAGGAGACGAGGGACCGGUGAACGGGGCUAGAGCCGGAAAGAUGCGGAGGAGCUCUGUCACUAACAGGCAGUCCACGGUGCCGCUGCGGGUCCAGGACAGCAACCGGCCAUGUGUGACCACCCCCCAGGCUAAGGAGGGACUGGGAAAACUAAGUCUGACCAGACCACAAUCCGGGACCUCAGAGAGGAAGACCAGCUUUUUUGGGAGAAGGACCAGCAGCACUAGAAACAGUCAGUAUGGGGCUUUUGGUGGCUCUGAGAAGAUUAAGGACCCGCGGCCUCUCCAUGAUAAGUCCUUCAUCCAGCAGUGUAUCCGCCAGCUGUGUGAGUUUCUCAAUGAACAUGGCUACUCGCAGACCCUCACGGUGAAGUCCCUGCAAGGCCCCUCCACCAAGGAUUUCCUGAAGAUCUUCGCCUUCAUCUACAGCUUCAUCUGCCCAAACUAUGAAAUCCCCAACUCCAAGUUUGAGGAGGAAAUUCCCAGAGUGUUCAAAGAGUUGGGGUAUCCGUUCGUCUUGUCCAAGAGCUCGAUGUAUACAGUGGGGGCCCCGCACACGUGGCCGCAGAUCGUGGCGGCUCUCGUCUGGUUGAUUGAUUGUGUUAAGAUGUCCUGUGUGCUAAAGGAAGACAACCACGUGUUCGAGGAGCCACAAAUGUCUGAAACAAGUGAGGAGGGGAUUGACUUCAAUCAGCUGUUCCUGGAUUACACCAUCCGCUGCUACCAGCAGUUCAUGAAAGGAGGGGACACGUUCGAGGAGAUAGACUCCGAGGUGCAGUUCCGGCUCAAGGACAUGUACGGCGUGGAGGAGUCUCAGCUGGAUUCUCUGCAGGCCGAGGGGAGGCGACUAAUGGAGGAAAUAGAGCGGCUGGAGAAGGACAAGGAGAGGGAACCGGACCGUUUAGCCUCUAUGAGGAAGCUGAAGGUUUCCCUCCAAGCAGACAUCCAGAAAUACCAGAACUACCUGACGGAGAUGGAGUCUCACUCCACCUUACUGGACCAGCGGGUCAGCAGCGUGAGCGAGGAGCUGGAGGCCACAGAGAUGGAAUAUGAGGCCAUAAGACAGGAGAACAUGCGGCUGAAGAACAUCCUGGACAACCAGAAGUACUCCAUCGCCGACAUCGAGAGGAUCAAAUACGAGGAAAACGAGCUGCAGGAGACCAUCACCAAGCUGAGCAAAGAGCUGGACGAGGAGAAGCAGCACCUGUGGAGCGAGGAGAUGAAGUACGCCAAGAUCAAGGAAUCGGUGGAGACACAAGUGGCAGAGUUCCACAAAGUAGCGCGGAAAGUGAGGCUGAUUCCAUCCACGGCAGAAAACGCCGGCAGCCAUGACUUCCAGAUCGAGUACAACGUGAACAGCGAGCAGGGCGGCCUAAACCGCUGCAGGAACAAGAUCAAUCUCCCCCUGCUGGAGUUCCUGACAAAAACAGAAGGGCAGAUCACUGGCGCCACCAACAAGAAGAUGGAAGCGGAGGAUCUGGUGGAGCAGUUAAAUUCAUUGAUUGUAGAGAAGAGAAAUGACACCAAAAGCCUCAAAGAGGAAGCGCAGAAGCUGGAGGAUCUCAGUGUCCAGAAAGUGGAGGAGGCAGACAAGGAGGAGAAGCGAUGGACCGCAGAGAUGGACUCGCUGGAGAGACAUCGCCACCUGCUGGAGUCCGGGGUCAACAAGAGUCUGGAAGAAGCCACGAAGGACCUGCAGAAGGCUCGGCAGGAGCUGCAGCUGGUGGAACAUCAGACCGAGGAGGAGUUGAGGACGGUGGCGAAUAAGCUGGUCCCGGUGGUGACCGCCGUGGCCUCUCACAUGGCAGCGAUCGAGAAACACGUGGAGGAGAAGCGGCUGAAGAUGGAGCGCGAGUACGAGGAGUUCAAGCGCGAGGACCUGCUGCUUGACCUCCGGGAACUGCUGGCAAAAUACAAGGAAAAGGCCCAAGUCCUGAGUCAGGAGGCCAGGAAGUAGACACCACGCGCGCCCCCACCUCGCCGCUGUACAGGACACCCCCCCCCCCCCCCAGUUACGGCUUUUAUUCUACAUGUUUAGUGUUUCAGUGUCAUCUGUUUUGGAUGUUGAUCUUCGUUUUUAUAUGUGCCCCCCCCCCCUAUUUAUACAGAUUGCACCCCAUUGUAUAGAGCUUUAUAGGAUCCGAAAC